This is a messenger RNA of Jatropha curcas, 585 nucleotides long. RefSeq lists its product as uncharacterized. Gene Ontology annotation, molecular function: nucleic acid binding; RNA-DNA hybrid ribonuclease activity. NCBI's taxonomy places the organism in Eukaryota, Viridiplantae, Streptophyta, Magnoliopsida, Malpighiales, Euphorbiaceae. The record is from RefSeq and is a predicted model, not a curated record.
AUGUCGCAGGGGCAUAAUUCCUUCUCCUUUGUGCCCAAAAUUUGUUGUAUUGAAGAGGAAACAGCGGAGCAUAUCCUAUUGUCUUGUCCUCAAGCUCGGGCAACUUGGUUUGCUAGUGCCUUAUACUACUCCCCAUCAAAUCCUAUUGCUCAACCGUUUAGCAGGUGGUUUGAGGUUAUUAUGGAUACUUUCUACAACCAAGGCAAUGAGGACCUGAUUCCUAAUACUGUUGCUCUAUGUUGGCAAAUUUGGAAGACUAGGAAUGCAGCAUACUUUAGGCAAGAACAACCUAACCCCCUCACCACAAUUGCUAGAGCUACUAAAAUGAUUCAGGAAGCAAGAACAGCUCCUUUUGUUUCAGCCACUCUUUUACCCCAAAACAAUGCGGCAAAUCCUAGGAACACCUGGAAUCCACCUCCUUUCGGAUUUUUGAAAUUUAAUGUGGAUGCUGCUUUUAAAGAUAGCACCCAAGUUGCUGGAAUUGCUAUAAUCUGCAGGAACGAUAAAGGUGAGUUGAUAGAUGGCCUCUCUUGUAGAAAGCCAUGUUCUUCAGCUUUGGUAGGAGAAGCGUAUGCCCUGUCGUAA